AUGGAAAACAACAGAAUGACCGCCACCCAGGUAAGUAUUGAAGUGCUAUUCCUGGGGCAGAUCAUCAUUGGAACCAUAGGGAAUUUGUCUCUUUUAGGUCAGUAUGUGUUCCUUUAUGUCAGUGGAUACAAACCUCGAUCUUCAGAUUUGAUUCUCAGGCACCUGACUGUGGCCAACACACUGGUCAUUCUCUCUAGAGGAAUCCCAGAGACUAUGGCAGCUUUGGGGGUCAAGGACUUCCUUACUGAUGUUGGAUGCAAACUUAUUUUCUAUGUUCACCGGGUGGGUAGGGGUGUGUCCAUUGGCAGCACCUGUCUGCUGAGUGUCUUCCAGGUCACCAUUAUUGUCCCCAGGAGCUCUAGGUGGGCAAAUAUUAAAGCAAAAUUCCCAAAGUAUUUAGAAAUCUUCAUUACCCUCUGUUGGACACUGAAUAUGAUAGUGAAUAUCAUUUUUCCAGUUCAAAUAACUGCUAAGUCAAAAAACAAAAACAUCACAAAUGAAAUAAACUUUGAGUACUGCUCUGCUCCAAGUGAUGGGAAAGUCCUACGUUCAGUAAAUGUAGCUUUAUUCUCCAUCAGUGAUGGUCUUUGUAUUGGGCUCAUGCUCUGGGCCAGUGGUUUCAUGGUGUUCACCCUCCAAAGGCACAAGCAGCAGGUCAGACACAUGCAUAGGGCAAAUGUGUCCUGCAGAACCUCACCUGUAACCAGAGCCACCAAGAGAAUCCUUGUCCUGGUGUGCCUGUAUGUAAAGUUUUAUACUAUGUCCUGCAUUAUCCAAGCAUGUAUGCCUAUUUUUCAUAAUCCCAGCACCUUAUUGCUAACUUUGGCUGCCUUAAUGAAUAUCUUUUUCCCAACUGCAUGUCCCUUGCUUCUCAUGAACUGGACACACACAAGUUUCUGUUUCUGCCAAAAAGAAAACUAG
Octodon degus (degu) is the source of this 921-nucleotide messenger RNA. Its product is annotated as vomeronasal type-1 receptor 4-like. Gene Ontology annotation, biological process: G protein-coupled receptor signaling pathway. Gene Ontology annotation, cellular component: membrane. The record is from RefSeq and is a predicted model, not a curated record. NCBI's taxonomy places the organism in Eukaryota, Metazoa, Chordata, Mammalia, Rodentia, Octodontidae. Gene Ontology annotation, molecular function: pheromone receptor activity. The transcript has a single exon. Bases 1 to 921 code for a protein of 306 amino acids.